Messenger RNA from Tupaia belangeri chinensis (Chinese tree shrew), 1871 nucleotides. It is a transcript of the gene RAD52, whose product is annotated as RAD52 DNA repair protein. The record is from RefSeq and is a predicted model, not a curated record. Gene Ontology annotation, cellular component: nucleus. Lineage: Eukaryota; Metazoa; Chordata; Mammalia; Scandentia; Tupaiidae. The transcript is spliced from 12 exons. Bases 322 to 1551 code for a protein of 409 amino acids. Gene Ontology annotation, biological process: double-strand break repair via single-strand annealing; DNA recombinase assembly; double-strand break repair via homologous recombination.
CAUCCUCCCAGUCAGACACAAUUACACUAUAGUGCCUUCUCCACCUUGUUGAGAUUUUUGGGUGUGCACAUGCCUGGAGUGUUUUUCAAGCCACUGGGACUGGGAUUUGACCCUUGGUUGGCCAUUUAGGCCUAGCUCCCCUAACAACUAGGCUAUGAGGCCAGCCCUGUUGCUCCUUCAUUCAAGCAGUGUAGAAGUGAGUAGCUUGAGGGAUAUUGCUUAUCUGAUUUUAGUAGGCAUUCUUUAUUGUUAGUAUUUUUUGGUGUGUGUGUGUGUGUUUAUUUUUUUCUUUUAUUUGCAGACGGGUGAACCAGAAUCAACAUGUCUGGGACAGAAGAGGCCAUUCCAGGAGGGCGCGACAGCCGCUCUGGUGGCAGCUCAGUGUUAUGCUUCGGACAGUGCCAGUACACAGCUGAAGAGUACCAGGCCAUUCAGAGCGCUCUGAGGCAGAGGCUGGGCCCGGAGUACAUCAGUAGCCGCAUGGCGGGAGGAGGCCAGAAGGUGUGUUACAUUGAGGGUCACAGAGUCAUUAGUCUGGCCAAUGAGAUGUUUGGCUACAAUGGCUGGGCCCACUCCAUCACGCAGCAGAACGUGGAUUUUGUUGACCUCAACAAUGGCAAGUUCUACGUGGGCGUCUGUGCGUUUGUGAGGGUCCAGUUGAAGGACGGCUCCUAUCACGAGGAUGUGGGCUAUGGUGUUAGUGAGGGCCUCAAGUCGAAGGCCUUAGCUUUGGAGAAGGCGAGGAAGGAGGCGGUGACGGAUGGGCUGAAGCGAGCACUCAGGAGCUUUGGGAACGCACUGGGGAACUGUAUUCUGGACAAAGACUACCUGAGGUCGCUGAGCAAGCUGCCACGCCAGCUGCCUCUUGAAGUGGACUUGACGAAAGCGAAGAGACAGGACUUCGAGCCGUCUGUGGACCAGGCAAGAUACAACAGCUGCCUAGCCCACGUGGGCCUGGGGCCCCCAAAACCGCAGGGAGUGGCCUCCCCUUGCCGACGCAGCCGCCCAGAGGACCCCCGCGCCGGGGGACAGGGGGAUCAGGGCGGUGGCUCUGGGAGCCUGGCCGCCUGCCCGGCGGAGAGCGCCGCCACGCACCAGCGCAAGCUCCGGCAGAAGCAGCGACCAGCCCCGGCCGCCGCAGCCCCGGCCGCCCCCGGGAGGAAGAGUGAGGCUGCAGCAGCGCACCUGGCCCCUCUGACACACAGCACGCCCAUUGCCGCAGUCUCAGAACCGCUCCCCGAGAGAGACUCCCUUGCAGAGAACCUUGAAGACAACCUUGAAAUGUGGGAUUUGACCCCAGAUGGCUUGGAUGAUGGUGUGAAGCCCCUUUCUAGACCAGAAACCCCCCCACAGAUCUCUGCUCCUCCAGUCCUGAACAACCAAAUGGUUAUCCAAAAGAGAACCCCUCACAGCCUUUGCCAGCAGAAGCCACAAGCAACAUCUGGACGCUGGGACCCCCCAACUUACAGCGCCAACCAGCAUAUAAUAGGGAACUGUGACUCUCACAGGAAGAGCCAGGAUAUGAAGAAGAGGAAACUAGAUCCAUCCUAACCGAGGCUCAGGCAACAUCACUGGACUGUCACAAAGGACUCUGGAAAACUUUUUGGUCAUGAAAUCGCUCAUCGCUCCUGAGGAAUGACCUCCCUUUCCAAGGACUGACCUUGCCUUAUCGAGGCCUGUCGGAGCCUGCUGCAGAGAAAGCUGGGCUCUUGAAGGCCCUCACACCACCCUUCGGGUCUGAAGGAUGGGACAGUUCCUUCCUGGGUGCCGAGGCUUCUGUUUAUUCGUAGUGAUGUCGAGAGGUGCUUCAGGGCUCCCGGGGCCUGAGCACCCGCUGAACGAGCACCCACAUUAAACUAGCAGAACCCCGC